Molecule: messenger RNA, 2725 nt
Organism: Thalassophryne amazonica
Lineage: Eukaryota; Metazoa; Chordata; Actinopteri; Batrachoidiformes; Batrachoididae
Gene: tmem184c
Product: transmembrane protein 184C
Exons: 10
Coding region: 397-1731 (444 amino acids)
Biological process (GO): transport
Molecular function (GO): transporter activity
Source: RefSeq, a predicted model, not a curated record
CAUUACGUGACGCGGGCGUACGUAAAUCGGGAAGUGCGCUGUAAACAUUUAACAAAACUUUUACUCGCACAACUCGGCAAAACGUAUUAAAAAUGUAUAUACGCGGAAAGAAAGGAGUGAUAAGUUGUGGAAUUUAAUUUUAGUGCGUUUGACGCUUAAGCGCAGGAAUUGUUUGUUUACAUCAUGGAACAUCGCGCAAGCUAACGUUAGCACACUAGCAUGCUAAAAACAAAUCAUGUGAUCUGUUAAUAAUACAGCAGCUGUACCUUCAUGAAUGAAACAUGACAUUAAUGAAGCGGGUAACUUGCAUAAUCUCAGAGAAGUGGCAGGUUGUGAUUACAAAUUGAACAAGUACGACGCUAAGCUAACAGUAUUCGAGGCUUGGUUCUUGGUAACAUGCCUUGUUCCUGUGGAAACUGGAGGAGGUGGAUUAGACCUCUUGUGGUUUUGCUUUAUAUCUUGUUGUUAAUAGUCGUCCUGCCCCUAUGUAUUUGGGAACUACAGAAGUCAGAGGUUGGGACUCACACCAAAGCGUGGUUCAUUGCCGGGAUAUUCGUCUUCAUGACCAUACCGAUAUCCCUGUGGGGAAUCCUCCAGCAUCUUGUUAACUACACUCAGCCAGAGCUUCAGAAACCCAUCAUCAGGAUAUUAUGGAUGGUGCCCAUUUACAGUUUGGACAGUUGGCUUGCCUUGAAAUAUCCCAGUAUAGCAAUUUAUGUGGACACAUGCCGAGAAUGCUAUGAGGCUUACGUCAUUUACAACUUCAUGACCUUCUUACUUAAUUACUUGGAAAAUCGGUACCCCAGCCUCACAAUGAUGCUGGAGGCCCAGGACCAGCAGAAACACCUACCCCCUCUUUGCUGCUGCCCACCUUGGCCAAUGGGAGAGGUUUUACUUUUAAGAUGCAAACUGGGAGUGUUGCAGUAUACUGUCGUCAGACCCGUCACAACAGUAAUCGCCUUAAUCUGCCAGCUGAGUGGAGUGUAUGAUGAAGGCAACUUCAGUUCAGUGAAUGCAUGGACAUAUUUGGUCAUCUUCAACAAUAUAUCACAGCUGUUUGCCAUGUAUUGCCUGGUGCUGUUCUACAGAACUUUGAGAGAGGAACUUAGUCCAAUCAAACCAGUUGGAAAAUUCCUCUGUGUGAAAAUGGUGGUGUUUGUGUCUUUCUGGCAAGCUGCAUUGAUUGCUAUCCUGGUGAAAGUGGGAGUGAUUUCUGAGCAACGUACGUGGGAUUGGCAGAGUGUGGAGGCUGUAGCGACUGGAUUACAGGAUUUCAUCAUAUGUGUGGAGAUGUUUUUGGCUGCCAUUGCCCAUCACUUCAGCUUCACAUAUAAGCCUUACAUCCAGGAAGACGAGGAGGGCUCUUGUUUUGACUCCUUCAUGGCAAUGUGGGACAUAUCUGAUGUCAGAGCGGACAUUACUGAACAAGUCUGCAAUGUCGGAAGGACAGUCAUGGGUCGUCCGAGGAAGUCUUAUUUUGGUGAUGUUCAGGAUGACGGUGAACGAUCAGGCCUUCUCUCUUCAAGCUCUCAAGAUGCUGUCACAGAAACAUUGUCCAACCCUGUGUCACCUAAUGGUCAGUACCAGGGUCUGGGAAAAACCGUCACAUCGCACUCAUUGUCAGCACCUGCUGGGUUCAGCUCCACCUCCUGGGAUGAAGAAACUGAGGCUACAUCCAGAGAAAGCCAGGGUUCCAAAGAAAUGGAAGCAGAUCUCACUGUAAUUACAUGAAGACUCUAUAAGACUACACUAUAAGAUCUUGUCCAGGCUUACGAUUGGACAAGAUCCAACUAUGACGUCAACACUUUCCUUCAGAAAAUUUAAAUAAUGCAACUUUAAACAAAAACUCAUUUUUAAAAGGAUACAUUCGAUGAGGAAAGGUAUUUGUAAGAAUUGCAAAACCAAAUGGGCCUUUUGGCCAUUGACAGCUCCAAGAAUGUUAAUGGCACUUGAUGUUUAUAUGCGGUAAUUUUAAACAUGUACAGUAUAUAUGUAGCUUUUCUUGGUGUAUAGCCUAGCAGAUUGUGUUGGAAUGUUGGUCUUAUUCAGUAACGGGGAAGUUCAGUUGUCAUGGUCGGUCUCACAGUGCACCUUAAAGGUCCAGAGAGCACAACUUUGAGUUGCCAAUUUAGUUAUUUAGAUUUUGGGUCAGAGUGACGCCUGGAGUCUAAUUGUUACAUGAACACUUCAAUUCCAAGAAUGAAAUUAUCUGUCGUGUUCCACUCAGAUCCAACAGGAUACAGGGAUAUUAGUUUGGUUUUAAGGGAAGGUAUCCGUUGAUAUUCUGACUUAGGUGGUUAGAGGUGUAUUCAUGUGGGCAGGAUGUAGAGCAACACUACAUGAUUCAAGUAAAAAAAAAAAUUAUCUUUGGGUAUGUAUAGUUUGAAAGAAUUCUUGUUCAUUAAUCAUUAGUACAUUUGUGUCUAUUGUAUGACAACAUUCAAGUAUUAAAUCACAUCAGGGUUUGGAUUCAUAGUAAACAGUCCAAGUAUUUAAAAAACUUGCAAUAAUCUUUAAAAUUCAAUCUGCACAUUGUUAUACUGUCAACACUUUACUCAAUCAUGUUAACUUUACCAAUUGUUUUCUCAGCUCAGGCUCACUCAGUUAUCUUCAACCGCUUACUCCAAUUAAGGGUGGCGGGGGCUGAAGCUUAUCCCAACAGACAUAAGGUGUGAGGUGGGAUACACCCUUGACAGGACACUAGUCUGUCACAGAACUACAUACA